Hydra vulgaris (swiftwater hydra) is the source of this 663-nucleotide messenger RNA. NCBI's taxonomy places the organism in Eukaryota, Metazoa, Cnidaria, Hydrozoa, Anthoathecata, Hydridae. The record is from RefSeq and is a predicted model, not a curated record.
AUGCUGGAUCCAAAUUCUUGUAACUUUGAUGGCUCUUAUGCAGAUAUUUUAGUGCAGUUUGUCUAUCAACAAAUAAGCGAUGCUCAAAUUGUUUUUCUUCUACCAAAUUGUGAAAGCAUUAAUCAUUUAGUAAUUUUUUUAACUGGAAGUCAACCUUUCCCUGAAGGUUAUGCUGCUUCUAUCUACUUAUGCUGGCCAAAUUCUGAGGUAGCAUGGCAUAUGUUAGGUUUUGUUUCAAAUGAUAAACCUAGCGCUGUGUUUAAAAUUGCCAAGAAAAAUGAUAAAAAGUGUAAAUUUACUCAAAUAUUCAAAUGUGAUGUGCCAGUACCAGAUCCUAAAAAUAGUGGCACUCAAAUGAACAUUUUUGAUGGUGCUCAUCCAGUCAACUGUAAUGCUACUGCACAAGUUGGUAUAGCUAUAGAACCUUUAAAUGAGGUUUUGCAGAAGACUCCAACAAAUACAGAUAUUUCUACAUUAAGUUCAUUUGUUGAAUUCACACAAAAAAUGAUGAUUAAUGCAUUUAAUUAUUGUUGUUCUUUUGCUGUGCAACAAAGUCAAAUUUCGUCAAAUGAAAUGUUCAUUCCAAUCAGCUCCUUACAGAAAUGGUAUGAACUGUUUCAAAGAAAGUUAGAGAUGGACCCAAACUUUUGGAAAAGUUUGUAA